AUGUACCUUUUAGCUACGAUUCUUCUGCCGCAACGGGACAAUGGGAGUCGACACGCCUGGAAGCGCAGAUCCGACACUGAUCGCAAAGUCGGGUGGCCCAUGGCUCCUCGCCCGAUUCGUCCCAAGGAUGAGCCGACAGGAAACGACGACAAUGCUGCCGAUUCGAAAGGCGGGAAAAGAAGAGUAGUGUCCUCUGCCUGCAUUCCAUGCAGAAAGCGGAAGAGUAAAUGCGAUGGCGGCGUACCAUCAUGCUCGACCUGCAUUGCCGUCUACCGCACGGAAUGCAGCUACGAUGCUGACUCGGACCAUCGACGGAAGGGCGCUCUGAAGAGAGACAUCCAGUCGCUCACGGCACAAAACGACUCUCUCGAAGUCAUUCUCGCGAGCCUAAGGAGUCUUCCGGAAGGCGAGGCAUUUUCAUUGCUCCGGAGUCUAAGGGCCGACACUGACCCUGAUGCCAUUGCCAACGCACUGCGCAGCGAGGUUCGAUUACCGCACAAUUUUGCACAGCAGACGUUAGAGGCCGACUUUGUACAAGGGUCCGCCACGCCUUCUAGCUCUACACACGCCGAUGAUUCCUUCGGAGCAGCGAUAUCCCGAACUCAUUCGGGAGAGUCGCAGUACUAUGCACCAUCUCAACCGAGCGUCACAUCCGCUCCAGUGGACAAGUCUCAGGAGUGGUUUAACUCGCCGGAGGAUCCGGAGUUCGUGGAUCACCUACUAAACCUCUACUAUUGCUGGCUGUAUCCAUUCCACAGCUUCGUUUGCUGGGAAACGUUCAACAAGGACCGACUGCGUGGAGGCACCGACUUCUGCAGCUCGGCGCUCAUAUACGCCAUUCUCGCGAUUGGAUGCCAUUACUCCGAUCGACCGCAGGCAAGGAUAGAUCCAAACAACCCGUCAACUGCUGGAGAUAUUUACUUUGCCGAAGCUAAGCGCAUUGUCAACAAUGCGGAUAAACCUCACCUAACCACAGUGCAAGCCCUUGGAAUAAUGUCGCUUCGGGAAGGAUCGGCUGGCCGCGAUAGUCUUGCCUACCAGUAUGCCGGGAGAAGUGUCCGGAUGGCGUUGGAGAUGGGUCUCCAUCUGUCAGUGUUGAAGGAGAACAUGCGAACGGUCGACGCACAAGUGCGAAAGAUUGCGUUCUGGGCCGUGUUCAACCUCGAGACCAUAUGUGCAGUUUCGCUCGGCAGAGUGUCACAGCUUCCUCGAUCGGCGGCAGAUAUCGACACUCCCUCCAUCAACGCGCGAUCUGAAACGCAGUCUUGGAAGCCAUACGAAGAUAACGAUAUCUCCAAUUACAGUAGCGCCGAGCAACCAGCUCGCACGCUCUUGUUCAAGGAUCAAAUGAGCAAGCUGUCUCAAUUGGCGAGCGAUAUGGUCAAUACGUUUUAUGCUCCACGGGAACAAUUUACCAGCCGGAGUCUGGCUGCGGCAUACGCGCAGUACCAGUCGUGGUAUCAGAGCUUGCCGGAAGUCUUUUGGCUGCAGAACACCACUCUCCCGCACGUUCUUGUACUGCACAUUUACUACUACGCAUGCGUUCUCCACUUAUUCCGACCAUACAUCAAACUUGACCUACGAGCUGCCAAUCUAUAUCCGUUGGACACCUGCACACUUUGCGCGAACGAAAUCUCUGCGAUUCUUGGGGCGCUACGAGCGAUGUAUGGCCUAAGACGUGUCACCUCGCCAGUCACGAGCUUCGUCCUCUCUGCCUGCACGAUCCACCUCCUCAACCUACCGUCCGACACCGCGGCGGCGAAUUUGACGCAGGGCCUUCAUGAUCUGGAGGCGCUCUCCGUCAACCAUCCUUUCGCAGCACGAGCGAUCGACAUCAUUCGGUCUUUGUCAAGCAAAUGGAACAUUACACUUCCAGAAGGCGCCGCGGCCGUGGCCAACUACCGCGGGACCUCAAUACGAAAGUCGCCCAUUCAGACUUCAUUCUUUGCAGCCUCAAUCCCACGAAAGCAGUCCUCCGAAGGGAGGAAGCGAUCCGCUGCCAGCUCCAACUCCCAGACGAAAGAGUCUCCAUUCGCUCCCCCAUCUUCACAUCCACAGCAACAACUACCACAACAUCCGCAGCAACAUCAUGAUCUCAAAUAUCCACCGCAAACCUCCUCCACGGCAGUUUUCAGUGAUCCGAGUGCUCCGCUGGACCCGCGGAGUGGGAAUUUUUGGACGCCUUUCCCGACACAGGUCAUGCCCAAUCCACACCUGGAUGACAGCAGUACCAACUUUGAUUUUACACGAUUCGGUGGUCAACCUCACCAAUGGCAAUCGUACGGCGUUAUGCCAAGUCAGCAGCAGCAUGUGCAAGGUUACAGACCUGGACCGCCAUCUGGCCCGAUGGAUGAGACUAUGAGCGGAGCUGAGCAGUGGCAUUGGGAGUGA
Messenger RNA from Zymoseptoria tritici IPO323, 2391 nucleotides. RefSeq lists its product as uncharacterized. Lineage: Eukaryota; Fungi; Ascomycota; Dothideomycetes; Mycosphaerellales; Mycosphaerellaceae. The record is from RefSeq and is a predicted model, not a curated record. The coding region runs from base 1 to 2391 and encodes 796 amino acids. Gene Ontology annotation, molecular function: DNA-binding transcription factor activity, RNA polymerase II-specific; zinc ion binding; DNA binding. The transcript is spliced from 5 exons. Gene Ontology annotation, biological process: regulation of DNA-templated transcription; DNA-templated transcription.